Molecule: messenger RNA, 797 nt
Organism: Marmota flaviventris (yellow-bellied marmot)
Lineage: Eukaryota; Metazoa; Chordata; Mammalia; Rodentia; Sciuridae
Gene: Sec11c
Product: SEC11 homolog C, signal peptidase complex subunit
Cellular component (GO): membrane; signal peptidase complex
Molecular function (GO): serine-type endopeptidase activity
Source: RefSeq, a predicted model, not a curated record
UGGGCGGGGCCUGCGGUGCUCCGCAGCCGUUUGUGACAACCGGAGUCGGCGGGCCGCUUUGGCCCCCAGAGACCCUGCCAUGGUACGCGCGGGCGCCGUGGGGACGCACCUCCCCGCGUCUGGCUUGGACAUCUUUGGGGACCUGAGGAAGAUGAACAAGCGUCAGCUCUACUACCAGGUUUUAAACUUUGCCAUGAUUGUGUCUUCUGCACUCAUGAUAUGGAAAGGCUUGAUCGUCCUCACGGGCAGUGAGAGCCCCAUCGUGGUGGUGCUGAGUGGCAGCAUGGAGCCGGCCUUUCACCGGGGAGACCUUCUGUUCCUCACAAAUUUCCGGGAAGACCCCAUUAGAGCUGGUGAAAUAGUCGUUUUUAAAGUUGAAGGACGAGACAUUCCAAUAGUUCACAGAGUAAUCAAAGUUCAUGAAAAAGAUAAUGGAGACAUCAAAUUUUUGACUAAAGGAGAUAAUAAUGAAGUUGAUGAUAGAGGCUUAUACAAAGAAGGUCAGAACUGGCUGGAAAAGAAGGACGUGGUGGGAAGAGCACGAGGGUUUUUACCAUAUGUUGGUAUGGUCACCAUAAUAAUGAAUGACUAUCCAAAAUUUAAGUACGCUCUUUUGGCUGUAAUGGGCGCAUACGUGUUACUAAAACGUGAAUCCUAAUGUGUGCAGCAGUUCCUGGGACCAGAUUGAAAUGAAUUCUGUCGAAAAACUAAUAUAUUUGAAAUGUUCCACUUUCUGUAUAAAAGGAAACCCUGUGGAGACGUUUUUGUCUUGUCCAAAUAAAUGAUUCAUCAGUGAA